This is a messenger RNA of Platichthys flesus (European flounder), 1436 nucleotides long. Its product is annotated as ERC protein 2-like. The transcript has 12 exons. Gene Ontology annotation, cellular component: meiotic spindle pole; chromosome, telomeric region; nuclear outer membrane. Gene Ontology annotation, biological process: chromosome localization to nuclear envelope involved in homologous chromosome segregation; telomere localization; homologous chromosome pairing at meiosis. The record is from RefSeq and is a predicted model, not a curated record. NCBI's taxonomy places the organism in Eukaryota, Metazoa, Chordata, Actinopteri, Pleuronectiformes, Pleuronectidae. Bases 157 to 1176 code for a protein of 339 amino acids. Gene Ontology annotation, molecular function: dynein complex binding.
AUAAAAAACAACCUACAGCUCCUUUCUCAACCAUGACUCUGAUCAUCAGGUGCAGUCAACACAGCUGAUCCUUAUGGAGCAGCCACACCCACAAUGUAGCUUCUAUACCUUCACCAGUUUGCACCUCAAUGCAGGAGAGAGCAGUAAUCCACCAGGAUGGAAAUCACAAAGGAAAAUAUGACACUGAUGGAGAUGCUUGAGAAAAUAGCUGAGCUGGAUUACGGGCAGAGCCAGCUGAAGGAGCUGAACACCACGAUGAGGCACUGGCUGGAUGUUGCAGAUGAUGAAAUGGCGACACUGCGCUCAGAGAACGUCGCCCUCAGAAAACAAGUGAAAGUCCUUGAGCAGCUCAUCAGUCAAGCACAUGAAGUUGAAGCAGAACCUUGCAGGUUCCUCCUUACCGACGACCUUGUUGUUAAAAGAUGCAGUGAAAAACAGAUUCAGAAAAUGGAGGAGGAAUCCACCAAGAUGAAGGAAGAAAAUAAGAAACUAAACACAGAGCUGAAGAACCUUCAGCAAGAGAGAGAGCAGGACAUGAACAGCCUGAGCAAGUUCAAGGCUGCGCUUAAAACCAUUGAGAUUGAAAUGGAGGAGGCUAAUGUCAGAUUGCAGCAGAGGGAUGAAAACCUUCAUCAGAAACACUUAGAACUGAAGCACUUGAAGGAAACCGUAGAAGAGUUUUCCAUCAUAAUAAAGGAUCUCAGGCAGACAAAUCAGGAACUGAGAGAGCAGUGGGAGGACCGCCAGGAUGAGGCCUUACUCUCUGCUCUGGGUGACCUGACGGAAGAAACUGAUGGAUCGCCCAGUCCCCCUCUGUCCUUCUUUGAAGAGAUUAAGCUGCUGUCCUCUUUAGACGAAGUGAAAACAAGCACAACAGACUCCACACAUCUAAGACACAAAGAAACUGACACAGAGGACUUGAUGAACCAUCAUAGUCUCACAGAAGAUCUUCAGACCAAAAAGGAAUUCAGACGGACAGGAUCCUUACAAACAGCCGUCCAGAGAGCAGGCCUCCUCCUGAUGUGCAUCUUCUUUCUCCUGGUUUUGGUCUGUGUGACGUCAGCAAGCAUCUCAGGAAACAGCGAUUUAUUUCCUAUCAACACUUUCUGGACUGGUGCACGUAUGAUAUUACCGCCCUACUGCAGUGUGCGCUAUGCUGGCGCACCUCCUGUUUGAUUGAAAAAUCUUAACCUCUCAUAAAGUGACAUCCACUCAUCUGCAUCAAUGUGGGUUGCUUUUGUAACUUGUGUUUUCGACACAAAUCCUAAGGCUUUAUAGCUAAUAUUUGAAUUGCUUCAAAAAUACAACAUUAACUAGAAUGGUACUCAGCAGAGCCAACAGUCCUGUUAAUACGCCUAAUGUUUUCAUUAAGAUCCAGGUAAUUAUCUGGAAAAACUUUUUUUUAUAUAUAAAAAUGCUCUAUCUCACAAUUAUAA